GUGGAGUUCACUUACUUGCCAAAAACAUUUAUCAAAACGGUAUUUUGUGGGUGGACAAAUCUCUCGCUACACUCUUCAAACCGACCAAAAGAUGCCAUGCCACUUCAGAGAGAUAAAAGCUCACAUCUGAUGAUUUCAGUGCCUGAAUUAUUUCGAUGUUUUACUAAUUAUAUGGCAAGAAUGACACAGAGAACAACAUCUCCAGUAUCCAGCUGUGUGUCUAUGAAGAGUAACAGCUCUAUUUGUCACCCUCCUGAUCUCAGUAAUAGAACAGUGACAUCUGACCCUGUUAGUGAAGGAGGUGAUCCAGUCUUUACUUCCUCCUCCAGUCAGAUCCACAUCAGGCAGCACAACAAAGCAGCUCUGCAGACACACACACUGCUGGAGGAUUCUCACCAACCGGCAGAUGAUGUCCUGCACAGAGUAAUAGAGACUCACAAAACCUACAUGAAAAGAAAGUAUGAGAGCUUAUUUGAGGGAAUCAAACUACAAAAGAAUCAAACCCUGCUGAACAGGAUCUACACACAGCUCUACAUCAUAGAGGGAGAGAGUAAAGGGGCGAAUGAAGAUCAUGAGGUUGUGCAGAUGGAGAAAACACCUAGAACACAUAAUUCACAGCACACUCCAAUAGGCUGCAAUGACAUUUUUAAACAUGUACCUAAACCAGGAUGUGAGGAGCAAAGAAAACAGAGGAAAGUUGAAAUCAAGACUGUUCUUACUAAAGGCAUUGCAGGAAUUGGCAAAACCGUCUCUGUGCAAAAGUUCAUUCUGGAUUGGGCCGAGGGAAAAGCCAAUCAGGAUGUAGAUUUCAUGUUUGUGCUUCCAUUUCGAGAGCUGAACUUGAUUAAAGAUCACCAGUACAGUCUUCACAAACUUCUGCUGUACUUUCAUCCUGAACUUCAAGUUCUAGACUCCAAGAUUUAUGAUGAAUGUAAAGUUGUCUUCAUCUUUGAUGGUCUGGAUGAAAGCAGAAUUACACUGAUGUUUUCACACAGACAUAAAGUUUGUGAUGUGCAUGGGUCUUCAUCGUUGGGUGUGUUGAUAACAAACCUCAUUAAAGGAGAUCUUCUUCCAUCCUCUCACAUCUGGAUCACCUCCAGACCAGCAGCAGCCUAUCAGAUUCCUUUUAAAUACUUCAACCGUGUGACAGAAAUUCAGGGAUUCAGUGACCCUCAGAAGGAGGAAUAUUUCAGGAAGAGAAUCAGUGAUGAGCAUCAAGCCAGCAGAAUCAUCUCACAUAUCAGAAGGGCAAGAAGCCUCCACAUCAUGUGCCACAUCCCCGUCUUCUGCUGGAUCUCAGCCACUGUGCUUCAAAACAUCCUAAAACACAAUGACAGUGAAGAAAUCCCUAAAACUCUGACAGAAAUGUACAUACAUUUUUUGCUCAUUCAGACAAAUAUAAGGAAUCAGAAGUAUGAAGAAAAUGACCCAGAGAAGCUCCUACAGUCAAAUAGACAAAUUGUGAAACUUGCUGAACUGGCUUUCAAACAGCUGAUGAAGGGCAAUGUGAUGUUCUAUGAGGAGGACCUGAUUGAGAGCGGCAUAGACGUCACUGAUGCCACAGUGUGUUCAGGGAUUUGCACUGAGAUCUUCAAGGAGGAAUCUGUGAUUUUUCAAAAAAAGGUCUAUUGCUUUAUACAUCUGAGCUUUCAGGAGUUUCUUGCUGCUUUCUAUGUGUUUUACUCAUAUAUUGUUAAGAACAUGCAAACGCUGAAACUUGUCUUUGUAGAGGUUAAGUGGUUGAAGUCUUGGAAGCUUUCUGAGCUACUAGAAUCAGUAGUUGACAAAACCCUGUCUAGUAAGACUGGACAUCUGGAUCUGUUCCUGCGGUUCCUACUGGGCAUCUCGCUGGAGUCCAAUCAGAGACUCCUACAGGGUCUUCUGACACAAACAGAGAACAGCUCAGAGAGCAUCAGAAACACCACUCAGUACAUUAAAUACACAAUCAGAGCUAACGAUGAUUUCUCAGCUGACAUAUCCAUCAAUCUGUUCCUCUGUCUGCUUGAAAUGAAGGAUGAGACUCUCUACAAAGAGAUACAGGACUUUGUGAAAUCAGACAAACACUCAGAGGAUAAACUCUCUCCUGCUCACUGUUCAGCAAUAGCUUACGUGCUUCAGAUGUCAGAGGAGGUGCUGGAUGAGCUUGACCUCAAGAAAUACAACACAACAGAGGAGGGUAGGAGAAGACUGAUACCAGCUGUGAACAACUGCAGAAAAGCUAUUAGAAGCGUCAGCGGGACCAGGCUCUGUGGAGGGAUCAGAAACAGGAUUAUGGUAAGGCUUAAGUAGUGAUACAUGGAAGGAUGAGUGAAUUCUGUAAUGUGCAGGAAGUUGGAGCUGGUAAGUGACAGGGUUAAUCUGAUGGAUGAUCUUGAUGGGGCUGAUGUAUCUGGGGCUCCGCUUUCUGCUGGGCAGACGCAGCCUGAUAUGUUGAAGUCAUUCAAGUUUGAUGGCCAGCAGUUCUCUAUUCCUGAUAUCAUUAUUUCUUUCCG
Molecule: messenger RNA, 2492 nt
Organism: Sinocyclocheilus rhinocerous
Lineage: Eukaryota; Metazoa; Chordata; Actinopteri; Cypriniformes; Cyprinidae
Product: protein NLRC3-like
Exons: 4
Coding region: 97-2289 (730 amino acids)
Source: RefSeq, a predicted model, not a curated record